AUGUUGUUCUUUUUCCCUUUAGGAAAAUCGCACGUGUACACCCAACCCAACCGACACCAACCGUCCUCCGCAAUCCUCCUCUACCUCCAGUGUGCGACAAAUAAUACAGCUGACAAUGCACUCCACCGCCUCUUUGUGCAAGUCUUCUCGGAGGCCGCUUUUAGCAAACUACGUACUGAGAAGCAGCUGGGUUACGUUGUGAGUUUGGGCUGGCAUCGAUCGAGCUCCAUGCAAGGUAUCCGCGUUCUUAUCCAAUCUAAACUACACCCUAAGGACCUCGAUGUUCACAUUGAAGAAUUCCUAGCUAGUAUUGAUGACUUACUGGAAAACCUAACUCCGAAGGAAUUUAAAUGCCACAUCGAGUCCGUUGUUUCUGCACUUCUUGAGAAACCGAAAAAGAUGAAUCAGCAGAAUACACGAUACUGGUCUCACAUCGUGCAUCAGAUAUAUGAUUUUGACCAAAGUAAGUUCAUCUUCUGUAUUCACUCAUUUUAG
Molecule: messenger RNA, 495 nt
Organism: Dibothriocephalus latus
Lineage: Eukaryota; Metazoa; Platyhelminthes; Cestoda; Diphyllobothriidea; Diphyllobothriidae
Source: the annotation of a GenBank genome assembly